Molecule: messenger RNA, 1323 nt
Organism: Galdieria sulphuraria
Lineage: Eukaryota; Rhodophyta; Bangiophyceae; Galdieriales; Galdieriaceae
Product: COP9 signalosome subunit Csn12-like protein
Exons: 4
Coding region: 118-1299 (393 amino acids)
Biological process (GO): post-transcriptional tethering of RNA polymerase II gene DNA at nuclear periphery; poly(A)+ mRNA export from nucleus; transcription elongation by RNA polymerase II
Cellular component (GO): transcription export complex 2
Molecular function (GO): double-stranded DNA binding; RNA binding
Source: RefSeq, a predicted model, not a curated record
AUGGAAACAUUUGCAAAUGAUUAGAACGUUCGUCGUUGAUCGAUGUAUUAAGAUCGUCUCGGCUCAAAUCACAAAAACUGAGCGAGACAAAGUAGAAACACAUCUCUAUUGUUUGUUAUGUCUCUAGACGAUUUUAUUCAGAACUGCAGCGUUUUUCUGAGAGAAAGACGUGGAAAGGAGUUAUCCAACUGCCUAUCCAUGUAUAAUGCCUCUUUGAGACAAGUCUCGUCUCAUUGGAGACAGAACUUAUCUUUGAAAGGAAAGUUACCAAGUCCUUAUGAUGACUUGAUCUUACAAGUUAUUGCCGCUGCUGCACACUUUGAAACUCAGAUAGAAACUUGCUUUACUUUUCUCGCCGAGACCUUUCGAAUACUUUGUAGUUUUCUCAGAGAAGAAAAGUCUUGGAUUAUUUCUGUGCUCUUGAAGUUAUCAAAGGAGCUUCGACAGAUUGCAGAAAAAGUAGACGCGAAUCAGCAAAAGGACGUGACUAGUUCUAAAAGAUUAGAAGAGACCGAAUCUCUCUUAAAAAGAGCAUACUCUUUGGUUGUGAAUGAUCGUUUGGCUGCAGAAGAUUCGAAAAAAAUGGCUUCACUAGAAUUGGUGAAUCAGCUAUUUCGUAUUUAUUUCAAAUUGAAUACGGUUCAUCUUUGUCGAAGUCUAAUUAGACAAGUGGAAGGACCAAGUUUUCCGUCCUUUGAACUUUUUCCUAUCACUCAUCAAGUCACUUUUUGUUUCUUUGCUGGUAGGCUUCGUCUCUUUGAUGAUGACUUCAAAGCUACAGAACAACAUCUUGGAUUUGCUUUUCGCAACUGUCCACAAAGAUAUUGGAAAAGUCGUCGACAGAUAUUAAUGUAUUUAAUACCUGCUAGAAUUGUCCUAGGAAAGCUACCGUCUACUGAGUUGAUCCACAAAUAUCAUUUGAGUCAGUAUUAUGGAAGACUAGUUCGUUGUGUUCGUAUUGGAGAUGUGGCUGGAGUCGAUGCUUCACUUGAGCAAUGGGAGGAAUUUUUUAUCCGUCGGGGUGUCUAUUUUGUUUUGGAACAUUUGAAGUUGAUUGCUCUUAGAGUUUUAUUUAAACGAAUUUAUCAAUUGCUGGGUUCGACUAGGUUGAAAUUACCUGAUUUGCAAUGUGCAUUGAAAGUGGCAGGAUAUGAAAUGGAUAUAGAUGAACUUGAAUGUUGCUUAGCCAACCUCAUUUAUCAAGGUUAUAUCAAGGGUUAUAUUGCUCACCAAAGACAAAUUCUGGUUGUAAGUAAAGUGGAUCCUUUUCCACAUCUAAAGAAUGUCGUUGCAAAGUGAAAGAUGCUUUUGACAAAUUGUUUU